Molecule: messenger RNA, 375 nt
Organism: Protopolystoma xenopodis
Lineage: Eukaryota; Metazoa; Platyhelminthes; Monogenea; Polystomatidea; Polystomatidae
Source: the annotation of a GenBank genome assembly
AUGCAGAACAAACUGCGCAAUCCUGUGUGCUGGCGUGGCUGCGUUCCUGCGUGCCGGCGUUUCAUGCGUGCAUGCGUGCCUGCGUGUCCGCAUGCCAGCGCACCUGGCGGCCUGCGUUCCUGCAUGCAGGCGUCGUGUCUGAGGGCCUGGCUGCCUGCGUGUCUGCGUCCCUGCGGGCCAGAGUGCUUGUAUGAUCUUGCGUGCGUCGAGUUAGCACAUUUGAAUUCAAAGGCAGCUCGUUUGAGCCGGGCUCCUUACAAAUGGCUGCCAGUUGUGUGCACUCUGACAGGCAGUAGAGUCGGGCUAAAUCCGAUCGAUGCCUCGGGGCUUACUCCCAAAACCAAGAGCAGCCCUCGUGAACUAGGCUCACGGUGA